Mycena citricolor is the source of this 1935-nucleotide messenger RNA. The record is from the annotation of a GenBank genome assembly. Lineage: Eukaryota; Fungi; Basidiomycota; Agaricomycetes; Agaricales; Mycenaceae.
CAAACGCAAGUUUACUUCUGUGCAUAUCACAACGCCCCAUCGCCAGUCUUUCUGUAUGGAGCUUGACGAUGCAGGUGGUCUGUCGCAGACCGGAGAGAACAUGUCAGCGCUGAUGACAAAGUGGAUUUCGGCGAUUGGGCCGGAGCGUUUCUGUGCGAUCGUUUCGGAUGACGCUGCCUAUGCACGAAAAGGACGGGAACUCACAAUCAAGAAAUAUCCUCGAAUGCUCAACUUUGCGGACGCAUGCCAUAACCUACACAAUACCUGCGAGGACAUCUGCAAGCUGGAUUGUUUCCAGGAGGUCAUUGCCGAUCUUCGUGGCAUUCUGAGCUACAUGUCAAUGUCGAGCUAUGCUUGUCAUUGGUUUGAUAAAGCACGAGACGAGCUCAAGAUCGGACGUGGACUGAUGAGCCUCACAGACCAUCGAUUCGGGUUUGUAUACUGGAGUCUGGACUCAGUCCUUCGCAACAUUCCAGCCUUUGUUUCUAUUGCACUCACGAAACACUUUCUGGAUGAAGAAGACACUUUACGUUUCAAGAAGAGCCUCGAGCGUCUCGGCGCUGUUCUAAUGCCGUUUGCGCGUGCCAUCCAGUGUCUUGAGUCACAGCAAGUAACAGCUGCUGACGUGUAUCACUACUGGCUGGCUGUAACAGCGCAAUUGCAUGAUCUCUUUGUUCAGGACAAGAGGGCGGUGCGGGCGAGAUACGCAAAAGUUGUCGAAGUUGGGGUCGGUCCGAACAAAGUGCACAAGAUUCAGAAUUCAAUCAAGGAGCUUAUCCGGUGCAUUGCCAACUUUCGGUUCACACAGCUUAUCGAAAACGAAAGGGCUUCAAAUGUGUAUCUUGCCGCAUUUACUUUGGACCCCGAUACUCGAGGUGUCUCUGUCCUACAGCACCCCAACCCCUUGAUCCUUGAGCCCGUGGUCAUUAAUCUGCGCAAUGGUCAACCCUCUGUGACACGUCGCUCCCCGUUCAUUUCCCGGAUCGGUGAGGUGCUCGGAAAACUGCUCGAGAUCGAGUAUGGGAAUGAAUAUCGGCCGGGCCGUACCAUCAAGGAAGCAAAAGAAUCGAUGAGGAAGAUCAACCCAUACCUCGCGGAAUUGACACCGGUUCAGGCUCUGGCCGCGCUCGAAGUACAAAUACAGCGGUAUCUUGAUGGUGAUGAGCCGUUCGAUCGCAAGAAGAAACGUUCUGACAUGGUGCGAGAUUGGUGGAUGCCAUUGCUCGCUCAUAAGGAUGCCCGAGUUCUCGCGUUUCUGGCUGUGAAAAUCUUCUCUGCAAACCCGACUUCAAUGCCCGAUGAGCGUGCCAUGUCCACUGUGACAUGGCUAAACUCGAAGUUCCGUAAUCGGCAAAAGGUGGGAACCUUGUCGAAUCAUCUUGUUGUCCGCAGCUUCCAUCGAAUGGGUGUCGAGAAGCGGAGCAAAAAGCCGGUCACCAUCAACUGGCGAGAUAUCCGUGCCACAGCUCACAUGAAACAAGCCGAUGACUCAUUGGAUGAAGAGCCGAACGCCGGGCCCAACUCGGACUUGACCUCAGAGACCAUGGAUGGCAUUGUUGAGGCCGAACAUCCAGAUGAUCCACUUUCGUGGCUCGAUGAUGGCUUGCCCGACCUGCGCACCAGUGCCGUCGAUUACUUUGAAUUACAGGUCGACUUUGACAUCACCCAUUACAUCCAUAUUCUGUCGGACAGUGCGCCGAGCAACAGUCUUACUCUUACAGGCACCGACAAAGAGGAAGCUGUUGAUGAAGAUGAAGAUUUAGAUCAAAUGGAUGUCGAUGCUGGGGACGCAAUGCCUGCGAAAGGAUUAUGGUCCGUGUGGGCCACCCAAACGUAAAUUACAGCGUAAAUUACACCUAAUUUACCGGUAAAUUACCAAAUUUUCUCUAGUAUGCCCUCCCGCUAAUUAGCAUGGUAAAUUACGGUCAAAUAGAC